Messenger RNA from Symsagittifera roscoffensis, 1863 nucleotides. Its product is annotated as lysosome membrane protein 2-like. The transcript is spliced from 11 exons. Gene Ontology annotation, molecular function: scavenger receptor activity. Bases 30 to 1565 code for a protein of 511 amino acids. The record is from RefSeq and is a predicted model, not a curated record. Gene Ontology annotation, cellular component: membrane; cytoplasm. Lineage: Eukaryota; Metazoa; Xenacoelomorpha; Acoela; Convolutidae.
UUGUGAUAAACUUAUUAAAUAGAUUGGUUAUGGGUACGAAAGUUUUAAUUGGACUGAUAGUGUCUGGAUUAGCGUUACUGACAGUUGGUCUGUCAUUAUUGUUCGGAUACCCUUCUAUCUACUGCAGGCAAACUUCCCUGAUAAGAGGCACAGAUGCGUAUGAGGAGUGGGUCCAGCCGGAUUUGCCAAGGUACAUGAAGUACCACAUGUUCAGCUACAACAACUCGGAGGAGUUCAUCAGCGGACUGGACGACAAACCGAGUCUGGAGGAAGUCGGCAUUCUCUCUUACAGAGAGGUUUCGGAGAAGUUGGACGUGGACUAUGGGAAGAAGAGUGCCUCUGUGGUGUAUGUGAACAACAAGCAGUACAUUUUCGACCCCCUCUCCUCCACCAUGAACGAGAGUGACGUCAUCAAUGUGCCUAACAUCAUGCUAUUCACUGUGAUCUCAACCGCCCCCCUGAUGGAACGUGCAAUCGUGGAACUGAAGUUGAAUGAGUGGGCGCGCGAGAAUGACUCAUCCUUGCAGAAUGCAGUGUCCCCCUUCUAUGACGUGGAGGCAGCUGAAUUCCUCUGGGGACGUAAUAAUAAUUCGCUUCUGGUCAAUUUGCAGAAAUUGGUGGGAGGACCUAACAGUUUCGGAAUGCAGGCAAACAACUCGAAUGAUGGCCAGUACAAGAUUCGAACAGGGAAGGGAAAUCUGAAUCACAGACGAGGAAAAAUCAUAAAGUGGAACGACGCCACCAACGUGUCCUUCUGGAGCGAUACUUACAGCAACAUGAUCAACGGUACAGACGGUCAGGUGUUCCCGGCUGAUGUGAACAAGAACAAGAGACUGUAUGUGUUUGACUCGGACAUGUGCAGGAGUUUGUAUCUGUUGAGAGAUACUGAGAACCCUGUGGAUGAGGUUGAAGGUCUGCGUACUACGAAGUUCACAGUGCCGAGUCAAUUGUUCAAAGUGGACUUUGAAGACAAUGCGGCCUUCUGUAAGCAGGGUGAUGUGAACUUGUGUCUUGGAAAUGGCCUCAUAGACGUGUCCAAAUGCCAAAGCUACAUGGUGGAGUACAGGACGGGUCAGCCGAUGGACAUAAGCAUCAUCAUGUCUGCGCCUCACUUCCUUUACGCGGACAACUCCACCAUCAACAGUAUCAUUGGACUCUCACCUCCCGACAAAGACCUCCACGAGACAUACGUCACCAUAAAUACCGAGUCUGGAGUUGCGAUCUCAGCUGCGAAGCGUGUGCAAGUGAACACUCAGAUGAGGAAGUUCCACCUGGACAGUCUGAAGAGUCUUCCUAGCGACUGGACCUACAUCCUCCCACUCUUCUGGGCCGAGGAGAUUUUGGAAGUGGAUUCGGACGUAGUGAGUGAGCUGAAAAACAGUCACAAUUUGUACAUCGCUUCAACCGUGGCGUCUCUCGUCCUCAUCGCAAUCGGAGUCGUUCUUCUCAUUGGAGCUCUCGCCUCAGUCAUGUUCUUCGACAAGAAGAAGAAAGACUACGAACUGGUUGCUGAAGAUUUGGAAAGAGACGCGGAUACAGUGCCUAUUCAUGCUGUAGAACACUAGCACCCAAAAUAGUUUUAGACAAUUUUUUCAUUUACUGAACUUACACUAAUUUUUGGUCAUAAUUUGUUCAUGGUACAACUAUGGUCAUAGUUUGAUUGUGAUACAAGUCUGGUCAUAAAUUAAUCAUGGUUAAAGUAUGGUCAUACUUUUGGCCAUGACACAAGUGAAAGUUAUUAUUGUCUAUCAUAUCAGUAUAUGUGAAACUAAAAGAGGUGCUAUAAUGCAAAUUACAUUUUCUUUAUUUUCGGUUAAUUCGAAAAAAUUGGGUUUUUUAAUUACUGAAUGAGAUGCAAAUAUA